AUUUACUUGCGAUUGACCUCUGACUGCAAGUAUAAAGUAUCGUGGGAUCUACUGUUUAGUAUCAUUCAGCUAUUACAGCUCAACGACAAACCCUAAAUCAACAAAAUGUUCAAGCUGUUCAUCUUCGCGUGCUUCCUGGCCGUGUGCGCCGCCAGCCCCAGCCCCAAGGCCGACCCCAAGGCUGACCCCAAGGCCGACCCAGCCCUCAUCGCGCCUGUAGCAUACACGGCCGCCUACACCGCGCCCGUCGCCUACUCCGCCGCCUACACCGCCCCCGUCGCCUACUCCGCCGCCUACACCGCGCCCCUCGCCUACUCCCCGUACUACGCGUCUCCCUACGCCGCCUACUACCUGCGAUGAUUUACAACUAAGAACGAAUAGAAACUGAGAAUAUACCUAAUCUAGACCACAAUAAAUUGAAUCGACUACAAAGAAUA
Plutella xylostella (diamondback moth) is the source of this 437-nucleotide messenger RNA. RefSeq lists its product as uncharacterized. The record is from RefSeq and is a predicted model, not a curated record. NCBI's taxonomy places the organism in Eukaryota, Metazoa, Arthropoda, Insecta, Lepidoptera, Plutellidae.